CACACACACACACACACACGCCUCCCCUUGUUCCCUUAUUUUGUGUACCUGGUUGAAAGAUGCGGACCAGAACUUUUAAGCUUUGUCCUUAGCCUGAGCCAUUGAGCCGGCUGCCCUGUCCCAGGAGAGAUGGACCCCGCAACUGGACCCUUAGUGGCGCCAGGGGUGUGGAUUUCUUGGUGGGAGAGGUGUAGAGAGCUCAGACGUCUGGCGCCACUCUCGGACCCUGCAGCUUCAACAAACUUCUUGCAGGAGGCUAGCGGCCGCUCCGCCAGCUCUCGGAAGUGGCUUGCAGCUUGGUACCACCGGGGCGCACUCAGGCACGGUCACUCGGGGGCCUUGCUUUCCCUGUCCCUGCCAGGCCAGACCGUUUGGAGGCCCCCAGCAGCCCCGGGUGUAAGCAGAGCCACGCCCUGCAGCACCACCCUGCAGGCAUGGGCGGGGCCCAGGGCUGUCCCUAGAGGAGGACUGCGGGGUAAUGAAGUGCGGAGAAGCCUUCCGCUGUGUUCUGCGCUGGCGCUGCGAUCCAGACCCCUUCGAACUCCCGGGCACAGUUCCGUGCGCCACCCUUUUCUCCGCCCUAGCCCUGGGACACCCUUCCGACAGGAAGCGGCUCUUCCAGCCCCAGAACCGCCGGAGGACGCUCCAACCUCCGAGACUCCCACUUCCAAGAGGGACUUCUGCCCUUUCUGAAGACCUAUCCACUCGUGUCCUAGUGACCCGAGCCACUGGGCUUUGUCCAGCUGCUCCUCUUGCCAGGGGCCCUACAUGGCUUCAACGGCCCCUACCAACCCAGCACAUGCCCACUUUGAGAGCUUCGUGCAGGCACAGCUGUGCCAGGAUGUACUGAGCAGCUUUCAGGGGCUCUGUGAAGCCCUGGGACUGGAGCCUGGUGGGGGACUGCCUCAGUACCACAAGAUCAAGGCCCAGCUCAACUACUGGAGUGCCAAGUCACUGUGGGCCAAGUUGGACAAGAGAGCAAGCCAGUCUGUGUACCAGCAAGGCCAGGCCUGUGCCAACACCAAGUGCCUGGUGGUGGGCGCUGGGCCUUGUGGGCUUCGGGCUGCUGUGGAGCUGGCACUACUGGGUGCUCGAGUGGUGCUUGUGGAAAAGCGUACCAAGUUCUCUCGGCACAAUGUGCUGCACCUCUGGCCCUUCACCAUCCAUGACCUUCGGGCGCUUGGGGCCAAGAAGUUCUAUGGGCGCUUCUGUACUGGUACCCUGGACCACAUCAGCAUCCGACAGCUCCAGCUACUUCUACUGAAGGUGGCAUUACUGUUGGGGGUGGAAAUUCACUGGGGCAUCACGUUCACUGGCCUCCAGCCCCCUCCCAGGAAGGGGAGUGGCUGGCAUGCCCAGCUCCAGCCCAGUCCCCCAGCCCAACUGGCCAACUAUGAAUUUGAUGUCCUCAUCUCGGCUGCAGGGGGUAAAUUCGUCCCUGAAGGCUUUACCAUCCGAGAGAUGCGUGGCAAACUGGCUAUCGGCAUCACGGCCAACUUUGUGAACGGGCGCACGGUGGAGGAGACCCAGGUGCCGGAGAUCAGUGGUGUAGCCCGGAUCUACAACCAAAAAUUCUUCCAGAGCCUGCUCAAAGCCACAGGGAUUGAUCUGGAGAACAUUGUGUACUACAAAGAUGAUACUCACUACUUUGUGAUGACGGCCAAGAAACAGUGCCUGCUGCGGCUGGGGGUGCUGCUCCAGGACCUGCCAGAGACUGAUCAGUUGCUGAGCCGUGCCAAUGUGGUACCCGAGGCUCUGCAGCGCUUUGCCAGGGCAGCUGCCGAUUUCGCCACACAUGGCAAGCUUGGGAAACUGGAGUUUGCUCAGGAUGCACGUGGGCGGCCCGAUGUGGCUGCCUUCGACUUCACAAGCAUGAUGCGGGCAGAGAGUUCUGCUCGUGUGCAAGAAAAGCAUGGUGCCCGCCUACUGCUCGGACUGGUGGGGGACUGCCUGGUGGAGCCCUUCUGGCCUCUGGGCACUGGAGUGGCCCGGGGCUUCUUGGCAGCCUUCGAUGCAGCCUGGAUGGUGAAGCGGUGGGCAGAGGGUGCCAGGCCCCUAGAGGUGUUGGCUGAACGUGAGAGCUUGUACCAGCUUCUGUCACAAACAUCCCCAGAGAACAUGCAUCGAAAUGUAGCCCAGUAUGGGUUGGACCCUGCCACCCGAUACCCCAACCUGAACCUCCGGGCUGUAACCCCCAACCAGGUACAAGACCUGUACGACCUGAUGGACAAGGAGCAUGCGCAGAGGAAGAACGACAAGACCGAUGCGGGCAAGGGAACUACAGGGUCAGCAGGCACCGAGGAGCUCCUGCACUGGUGCCAGGAGCAGACAGCCGGCUUUCCUGGAGUCCACGUCACCGACUUUUCCUCCUCGUGGACUGAUGGACUAGCUCUGUGCGCCCUGGUGCACCGCCUGCAGCCGGGCCUGCUGGAACCCUCGGAGCUGCAGGGCAUGGGAGCUCUGGAAGCCACUGCCUGGGCACUGAAGGUGGCACAGCACGAGCUAGGCAUCCCCCCAGUGCUGUCCGCACAGGCAGUGGUGGCGGGCAGUGACCCACUGGGCCUCACUGCCUACCUCAGCCACUUCCACAGCGCCUUCAAGAACAUGCCCCAGAGCUCAAGCCCCGUCAGCCAGGCUCCUUCUGGGACCCCCAAUGCUAUACUUUUCCUUGGCAAACUCCAGAGGACCCUACAGCGAACCCGGGCCAAGGUAGAGGCUGAGACUCCAAGUACCGAGGAGCCCCCCGUCUCUGAGCCCAGUGUACCCCCUGCACUGCCAUCAGAAAACCAGGAGGCUGGGGCAGAGGACUUGUGUGAACUUUGUGGGAAACACCUCUACAUCCUGGAACGCUUCUGUGUGGAUGGCCAUUUCUUCCACCGGGACUGCUUCCGCUGCCACACCUGUGAGGCCACCUUGUGGCCAGGUGGCUAUGGACAACAUCCAGGAGAUGGACAUUUCUACUGUUUCCAGCACCUGCCCCAGGAGGGCCAAAAGACGGCUGACAGGGAUGGAAGUCCAGAGAACCAGGAGCUCCCUACACCAGAUGAUAACAGCACACAGUCAGGCUCCCCCUCGCCCCCCAUGUCUCCUGCGAGGAGGGUCAGCCCAGUCCCAAGCCCCAGCCAGCCUACCCGUCGGCUGAUCCGCCUCUCUAGCUUAGAACGCCUGCGGCUGUCCUCCUUGGCAAUUAUCCCCGACUCAGGAACAGAGCCCCCACCCAAGCCCCCACGGAGCUGCUCCGCCUUGGCCCGCCAGGCUCUGGAGGGCAGCUUUAUGGGCUGGGGUGUGCCAGUCCAAGCACCGCAAGUUCCUGAAGCCACAGAGAAGGUGGAAGAAAAUCCCUUUUCCGAGGAGGAGGAGGAAGAAGAGGAGGAAGAGGAAGAAGUACCUUUGGAGGCAGACUUAGAGCAGACUCUGCUGACCUUGGCCAAGAACUCGGGCGCCAUGACUAAGUACCCGACAUGGUACCGAACCCUCAUGCGCCGUGCUAAAGAGGAGGAGAUGAAGAGGUUUUGCAAGGCCCAGGCCAUCCAGAGAAGACUGAAUGAGAUUGAGGCUGCUAUGAGGGAGCUGGAGACCAAAGGCACGAGGCUGGAGCUGGCCUUGAGGAGUCAGAGCAGCUCUCCAGAACAGCAAAAGAAACUCUGGCUAGAUCAGCUGCUACAGCUCAUCCAGGAAAAAAACAGCCUAGUGACUGAAGAGGCUGAGCUCAUGAUCACGGUUCAGGAGCUGGACCUGGAGGAGAAGCAGUGGCAGCUGGACCAGGAGUUGCGCGGCUACAUGAAUCGGGAAGAGACCCUGAAGACAGAGGCUGAUCGUCAGUCUGAGGACCUGGUCCUGAGGAAGCUGUUGGAUGUGGUGAACCAGCGGGAUGCCCUCAUCCGCUUCCAGGAGGAAAGACGGCUCAGUGAGAUGGCUUCGGAGACAGGGGCCCAGGGCUAGAAGCUGGUUGGCUCUAGGCCUGCCUCCUGCCCUGGAAGCAAGACCUCAUCCAAGGGCAGUACCUCUGCCACCUGGACUGCCUAGUCGGGGCUUCGCUGUUCAAAAUAAAAGUACUAUGGCCAUGAA
Messenger RNA from Peromyscus californicus insignis, 4068 nucleotides. It is a transcript of the gene Mical1, whose product is annotated as microtubule associated monooxygenase, calponin and LIM domain containing 1. The transcript has 25 exons. Gene Ontology annotation, molecular function: protein binding; FAD binding. The coding region runs from base 769 to 3942 and encodes 1057 amino acids. The record is from RefSeq and is a predicted model, not a curated record. Lineage: Eukaryota; Metazoa; Chordata; Mammalia; Rodentia; Cricetidae.